CCUUCCUGUGUUUAAUAACGACUGCGGUCACUGAUCUGAGAGCAGCUGGUUCAGCGUCAAAUUGACAAUUUUAAUGAUAUUGAAUAACUAAAACAGACUCCAGAACAGUAGUUUCUGUGCCGUAUUUCCCCUUGCUUUAUCACGUUUUGUGAAACUUGCAGCCGCUUCCUGGUCUCCGCAGUGGUUCUGUGAAGGUCCACCAUGGCUCUGAGUGUUUUAUAUCACAGUCUGGGCUGCCGGCUGGUCCACAGCAAAGCCCUACAGAGCCGAGCCGUCAGACUCACACACACCGUUUUACAGAGAGAAGCCGGACUGAAACACACGCUGUCCCCGCAGAGGCUCCACUGCUACCUGGCGAACGUGAACCAGAGACACACCUGCAGAACAACACAGUGGCUCAGUCAGAACUGCUCGAGAACAUUUUCCUCAUUGCCUCCUCAGCCCCCAUCAGGCGGUAAAGCCAAGAAAUCUGGGCCUGUGACGUGGAAAUCGUUAGCAAUAACACUUGCUAUUGGAGGCACUCUGCUGGGAGCGAUGAAAUAUUUCAAAAAAGAAAAGGAGGAGCUGAUCCAAAAAGAGAGAACCAAAUCGGUGGGGAAAGCAGCGCUGGGCGGUCCGUUCUCUCUAAUUGAUCACAACAAUAAGCCUUCAAAGAGUGAAGACUUCUUUGGUCAGUGGAUCCUCAUCUACUUUGGGUUCACUCACUGCCCUGACAUCUGCCCAGAUGAGAUAGAGAAAAUGAUUGAGGUGGUGGAGGAAAUAGACAAAAUAAAGACUCUUCCUGACUUGACACCGAUCCUCAUCACCAUCGAUCCUGAAAGGGACACAGCAGAGGCCAUGGCUGCGUACGUGAAAGAGUUUUCCCCAAAACUGAUUGGUCUGACGGGGACAACAGCUCAGGUUGAGGAAGUCUCCAGAGCCUACAGAGUUUACUUCAGUCAGGGGCCCAAAGAUGAAGACAACGACUACAUAGUUGAUCACACAAUCAUCAUGUACCUCGUGGAUCCCGACGGAGAGUUUGUGGACUAUUUUGGACAAAACAAAAGAAAUACAGAGAUCGCCGCUGCAAUAGCAGGACACAUGAGAAGAUACAAGAAGAGAGCCCAGUAAAGCCCACCGUGGACUGAUGGAUUCUGCCCUCAGGUGUUUCUGUUCACCACUCCUGUCUUAUAUUGGCCUUUAUUUAUUUUGAUUACACUGUUAUAUAAAGAUUUACUGUAUGUCUGCAUUGACAUUCCUUUCAGUGGUGUGACGCCUGAUGCUGCCGUUUUGCUCUCCGUGAUUUUACAUUUUACACUUUGCACUGCUGCUGAAUGGACAUAAUAUGGAAAAAUGCUUCCAGCUUUACAAAAAUUAUACACAAAAAACUCUAAUAAGCUCAACGUUUCAGAUUUCUGAUGCAGACUAUGAGGAAAUGACUGAAGACAAAGGAUGUUUGAUUUUUGUGAUUUAAAAAAAACCAGAAGACAACUAUAUGGGUUUUUUUUUCUGUGUGUUUGAUAGACUGGUACAAAUGUAGUUUGAAAAGUGCCAAAAAAAAAUAUUGAGACUCUAGCGACUCCUAGUGGUGGUAUCUGAUAAGACACAACAGCACACUGCACCAGUUUUCACCAGGAUGGGUUCAUUUUUCUAAAAACACGUCUUUUAAAUGAUUUGACUGGUACUGAGCUGCAGCUUUUGUCUCUGGAGAGAAUGUAGUGACUCAGAAACAUGUACGAUUCCUCAUAGAUAAUUAUUCUAACUUUAUUUGUGUAACAAUUUGAAACAGUAACAACAUGCUUUACAGUUUACACAAAGGAUUGCAGGAAUUUAAUCCAGAACAUGACUCUAAAACAAGACAACAUUCAGUUAAGAAUAAAAGUAAGUGCAAGAAGAA
Messenger RNA from Acanthochromis polyacanthus (spiny chromis), 1876 nucleotides. It is a transcript of the gene sco1, whose product is annotated as protein SCO1 homolog, mitochondrial. The coding region runs from base 202 to 1110 and encodes 302 amino acids. The record is from RefSeq and is a predicted model, not a curated record. Lineage: Eukaryota; Metazoa; Chordata; Actinopteri; Pomacentridae. The transcript is spliced from 7 exons. Gene Ontology annotation, biological process: mitochondrial respiratory chain complex IV assembly; intracellular copper ion homeostasis. Gene Ontology annotation, molecular function: copper ion binding; copper chaperone activity. Gene Ontology annotation, cellular component: mitochondrial inner membrane.